AUGCGAGACUCUUCAAACAAACCCUUGCAACCUGUGCCGUCAACCCCUCGCUUUGAACACCAUCCCGAUGGCUUCGGUAUAGGCAAUAGUCGUCCUCGCCUUUCUUGGUCCUUCUUUUACCCCGCAGAUGCGGAUCUCAAGUCAGUAGGGUCAUGGACUCAGCGAGCAUACGACAUCGAGAUCAAAGCAGAGGACGCAGCAGGAAGUGGAACCCAUCAUAUCGAGAGUUCUGAGUCCGCACUCGUACCAUGGCCUGGAGCUGAUCUUAUCUCGAAAGAAGCCGUGAUAAUAAGAGUCAGAGGCUACGGUCAGGAAAAAGACGACAUUACGCAAUGGUCGUCAUGGGCUAGCGCAGAAGCUGGUCUAUUUGAGAGAGAAAGAUGGUCAGCACUGCCAAUUGCAUCGUCUAAGAAGUUCGAAGCGGAAGAUGUAACAUUACGCCCACUACGCUUUCGGAAGGAAUUCACUGUGCCGCUGGAGAGAGAUAUUCUUAAGGCUCGCUUGUACAUCACGGCCUUUGGCGUCUACGAAGCACACAUCAAUGGAAGUCGUGUUGGUGAUCACGUCUUGGCACCGGGAUGGACAAGCUAUCACCAUCGACUUGCGUACCAGAUAUUUGAUGUUACCGCGAUGGUGAAGAAGGGGCAAAAUUCUAUUGGUGCUGAGGUUGGAGAAGGCUGGUAUGGAGGCCUAAUAGGUAUACGAGGUGGGCAGCGAUUCAAUUAUGGCAAAGAACUUGCGCUUCUUGCUCAGUUGGAAAUUACUCUCGAUAAUGGCGAGGUGAUGGUUAAGCACACAGAUCAUUCCUGGCAAUGCCACACCAGCGCCAUCACAAAUAGCGAAAUUUAUAAUGGGGAAACGUACGAUAUGCGAGAAGAGCAAUAUGGGUGGGAAAUGCCAGGCUUCGAUUCCACUGCUUGGGCAUCGGUCAAGGAGCUCCCGUUCACCUCUGCGUCAAUGAUCGCAUCUGACAUGGCGCCUACUAGAGUUACCGAAGAGGUGAAACCCGUCUCUAUCACUAUUACUCCCAGCGGGAAGACCAUAUUCGAUUUUGGACAAAAUGUCGUUGGGUUUGUUCGUAUCAAAAGACUGCCGCCUCAUAGCAAGGUUUCGCUCGUACACGCUGAAGUUCUUGUUGACCAAGAGAUGGGCAUGAGACCUCUACGUAACGCGAAAUGUACCGAUACUGCUAUAACAGCGGACAAUGAGCUGCUCCAUUGGUGUCCGAAGUUUACCUACCAUGGAUUUCGAUACAUGCAAGUUAAUGGAUGGCCUGAGGGAACGACCCCUUCCCUCGAAGACUUCACAGCUUUGGUUACCCAUACUGAUAUGAAGCGUCGAGGGUGGUUCAAGUGCUCAAACGAUCUUGUCAACAAGUUGCAUGCAAACAUCGUAUGGGGAAUGCGGGGGAACUUUGUCAGUGUCCCAACGGACUGCCCUCAGCGUGAUGAGCGACUGGGCUGGACUGGAGACAUACAAGUGUUUGGUCCAGCAGCCAAUUUUUUGUACGAUACAAACGGCAUUCUCGGAAACUGGCUCGCGGAUUUCUCAGCUGAACAACUCGCCCGCGACGACAAGAUACCACCUCUUAUUUGCCCAGACGUUAUGAGCAGCUGGUGGACCCCUACCCCACAAGCGAUCUGGCACGACGCGACUAUCCUCGUCCCUUACAAUCUGUACCAGGCUUCUGGAGACAUCUUCCUGCUUCGUAGGCAAUAUGUCUCCAUGACCUCCUGGCUUGACACCGCUAUCCGCCGAGGCUCAGAUCGCCUCUGGGAUCCUACUCUAUGGCAACUUGGCGACUGGGUCGAUCCCGCCGCACCCCCCUCACAGCCUGGAUUGGGUCGCACUGAUGGCGUUCUAGUCGCAGACGCAUACCUCGUCUACGUCACUGGCAUCCUGGCUGACGUCUCGGCCCUCCUAGGCGAAGCCCACGAUGCCAGACGUUAUGCAGCAGAUAAGGAAAAGCUCAAAGCCGCCUUUGCCCAUCGCUACAUAACGCCGGCCGGAAACCUUGCAAACUACACCCAAGCCGCUAUCGCACUUGCCGUCCAGUUUGACCUCUACCCAACCGCAGCGCAGCGUGACAAUGCUGCCGUGGCGCUUAUGCGGCUUGUUAAAACAGCCCAGUACCACGUCUCGACGGGCUUUGCAGGCACACCAGCCAUCCUACCCGCGCUGACGCGCACGGGACAGCCAUGGCUCGCGUAUCGCAUGCUGAUGGAGAAGCACUGCCCGUCAUGGCUGUACCCGCUAACUAUGGGCGCAACGACGAUCUGGGAGCGCUGGGACGCCCUAAUGCCGGACGGAUCGCUGAAUCCAGGGCAGAUGUUAAGUUUCAAUCACUAUGCAUUGGGCAGCGUUGCAGCUUGGUUGCACGAGACAGUCGGUGGCCUAGUGAGCAGCGACGGGUGGCGUACCAUUGACGUACGGCCUGUGCCUGGUGGCGGGCUGACCUGGGCCGAGACGAGGUUUGACGGACCUUUCGGAGUGGUCGAGGCUAAGUGGCGGGUUGAGGGCAGUAGGUUCAAGUUAGAGCUUCAGGUGCCGCCAAAUUCAAGAGCCAUCAUUGUCUUACCGAUGCAGAAGAAAGAGUUGGGCGAGAAGAAGAAAAUUAAGGUUGCAUCGGGAUGGCACGCUUUUGAUGUCGAGUUUGAACCCGACGAGUGGCCGCCUACAGGUAGUAUAAAUAAGUAUUCAGGCCCGUUGUCAAAGGCUUGUGAUUGCUUUUGAUUUGGUAUGAGCGCCACAAAGAGAGGUCGACGCAUAAAAUGUAGAUACACCUCUAUAAAGUACUUAAGACGCUAUUGGAGCCUGCCUUAAUACGUGGGUAUUGUCUGUGCCUCACACCUAGGCGUUACAAAAGGAUAAUUCUCCACAUCUAUUGCCGCUGAGUGGGAUUGAUAUGAAAAGCCUUUAUCGCAUGCUCGGAAUCGAG
Messenger RNA from Pseudogymnoascus verrucosus, 2938 nucleotides. RefSeq lists its product as uncharacterized. The record is from RefSeq and is a predicted model, not a curated record. The transcript is spliced from 3 exons. Bases 1 to 2733 code for a protein of 910 amino acids. Gene Ontology annotation, biological process: carbohydrate metabolic process. NCBI's taxonomy places the organism in Eukaryota, Fungi, Ascomycota, Leotiomycetes, Thelebolales, Thelebolaceae.